Cynocephalus volans (Philippine flying lemur) is the source of this 1546-nucleotide messenger RNA. It is a transcript of the gene ALDH3A1, whose product is annotated as aldehyde dehydrogenase 3 family member A1. Gene Ontology annotation, cellular component: cytoplasm. NCBI's taxonomy places the organism in Eukaryota, Metazoa, Chordata, Mammalia, Dermoptera, Cynocephalidae. The record is from RefSeq and is a predicted model, not a curated record. Gene Ontology annotation, biological process: aldehyde metabolic process. The transcript is spliced from 11 exons. Bases 19 to 1380 code for a protein of 453 amino acids. Gene Ontology annotation, molecular function: aldehyde dehydrogenase (NAD+) activity; 3-chloroallyl aldehyde dehydrogenase activity.
AGCUGUGUCACAGGCACCAUGAGCAAGAUCAGCGACGUGGUGAAGCGCGCCCGGGCCGCCUUCAACUCGGGCCGGAGCCGCCCGCUGCAGUUCCGGACGCAGCAGCUGGAGGCGCUGCGGCGCAUGAUCCGCGAGCGCGAGCAGGACAUCGCGGGGGCGCUGGCCGCCGACCUGCACAAGAACGAGUGGAACGCCUACCACGAGGAGGUGGCCUACGCCGUGGAGGAGCUCGAGAACGCCAUCAAGAAGCUCCCCGAGUGGGCCGAGGACAAGCCCGUGGAGAAGACGCCCCAGAGCCAGCAGGACGAGACCUUCAUCCACUCGGAGCCCCUGGGCGUGGUCCUCGUCAUUGGCACCUGGAACUACCCCUUCACCCUGGUCGUCCAGCCCAUGGUGGGCGCCAUCGCUGCAGGGAAUGCAGUGGUCCUCAAGCCCUCGGAGGUGAGUGAGAACAUGGCGAGCCUGCUGGCCACCAUCAUCCCUCAGUACCUGGACAAGGAUCUGUACCCGGUGAUCAGCGGGGGUGUCCCUGAGACCACGGAGCUGCUCAAGGAGAGAUUCGACCACAUCUUGUACACGGGCAGCACGGCUGUGGGAAAGAUCAUCAUGACGGCUGCUGCCAAGCACCUGACCCCCGUCACGCUGGAGCUGGGAGGAAAGAGCCCCUGCUACGUGGAUAAGGACUGCGAUCUGGAAGUGGCCUGCCGACGCAUUGCCUGGGGGAAAUUCAUGAACAGCGGCCAGACCUGUGUGGCCCCCGACUACAUCCUCUGCGACCCCUCGAUCCAGAAGCAAAUUGUGGAGAAUCUCAAAAAGUCAGUGAAAGAGUUCUAUGGGGACGAUGCCAGGAAGUCCCGUGACUAUGGAAGGAUCAUUAGCGUCCAGCACUUCCAGAGAGUGAUGGGCCUCAUAGAGGGCCAGAAAGUCGCCUACGGGGGAACAGGGGACGCGACCACCCGCUACAUAGCCCCCACCAUCCUCACCGACGUGGACCCGCAGUCCCCGGUGAUGCAGGAGGAGAUCUUCGGGCCCGUGAUGCCCAUCGUGUGUGUGCGCAGCCUGGAGGAGGCCGUCCAGUUCAUCACCCAGCGCGAGAAGCCCCUGGCGCUCUACGUGUUCUCCAACGACAGCAAGGUGGUCAAGAGGAUGAUCGCAGAGACAUCGAGCGGCGGGAUGGUGGCCAACGACGUCAUCGUGCACGUCUCCGUCAACUCUCUGCCCUUUGGGGGCGUAGGCGCCAGCGGCAUGGGGUCCUACCACGGCAGGAAGAGCUUCGAGACCUUCUCUCACCGCCGCUCGUGCCUGCUGCGGUCUCUGCUGAACGACGAGGUCUACAAAGCCAGAUACCCCCCCAGCCCGACCAAGAUGACCUGGCACUGAGGAGGGGCCACCCUGCCGGGCCCCCAUGCUGAGCGCCGCUUCUGGAGCCCGGGCCCCAGCCCCCUGCUCCUCUGCCAACCCGAACUGGCCCCCGACCCCCAGGUGGACCUCGUGCCUCACCCCUCCGUGUCCCCAAACCUUGCUAGACACACAGAAACCAAUAAAG